Molecule: messenger RNA, 1258 nt
Organism: Prunus avium (sweet cherry)
Lineage: Eukaryota; Viridiplantae; Streptophyta; Magnoliopsida; Rosales; Rosaceae
Source: RefSeq, a predicted model, not a curated record
AUCCAAAACCGCACAAAACAGGAGGCUUUUGGGACGUAAUUUCAAAUCUGAAGCACAAGGCUUUUGAAAGCCGAACAAACAAACCCCAAACGAAGAGAACCAAAAAAACAAAAAAAAAAACCUAAACCACACACAAAACGCAGUGGUUGCUUUUGCUUUGCCGAGCGGCAGCUUGUUGCAGAUUCUUCCCUCCCAGCGCUCUUCUGUAAAACGAGCAGAUGGAUAAGUUCCAGAGGGUGGAGAAGCCCAAGGCCGAGGCGGCGCCUAUAAAUGAGAAUGAGAUUCGCAUAACCGCUCAAGGCAGAAUGAGGAACUAUAUUACUUACGCCACCACUCUCCUUCAGGAGAAAGGGUCUGAUGAAAUUAUUCUCAAGGCAAUGGGCAGAGCUAUCAAUAAAACUGUGAUGAUUGCUGAACUAAUAAAGAGAAGGAUUGUUGGUCUCCAUCAGAAUACUUCAAUUGGAUCAACUGAUAUUACUGACGUGUAUGAGCCCCUGGAAGAAGGCCUGGAUCGUGUAGAGAGUACUCGGCAUGUUUCAAUGAUCACUAUUACUUUGUCGAAGACGGAGCUUCAUACAUCCUCUACAGGAUACCAACCCCCUCUUCCGGCUGACCAAGUGAAGCCAUUGAAUGAUUUUGAGGAUAAUGGAGAGGGUUCGCCUAGAUUCCGAGGCAGGGGUCGUGGUGGCCGAGGACAAGCUAGGGAUAGAGGAAACUACAAUGGGGUUGGGGAUUAUCAUGGAGAUGGAUGGGAUGGUGGGCGUGGUUAUGGUGGCAGAGGUAGAGGCCGCGGAAGAGGUGGUUCUUUUAGGGGACGAGGAAGAGGUUAUGGUCAGUCGGGUGGAUACUAUGACUAUGUUGAAGGUGCACCUGCCCAAGGUCGCGGUCUUGCAGGGCGCGGUCGAGGCAGGGGAAGAGGCCGUGGUCGUGGUCGUAAUACCAGAUUGGAAGGACAAGCACCCGCUGCUUGAGCAGAUGUUUACAAAGAUAUGUGUGUGGACUUGAAAAAAAGAAUGAUAUAUGGGAUGCCUGCUCUGCUUAUGUCGUCGUGAAGUUUGCUGAUAUAUCUAUGGGCACUGUCUUUCCUUUGAAGCUUUAUAAGUGUUGCAACCGUGAUGCUUGAAAUUUUGUUUUGUAGGUCGUGAGGUAGGAAUACUGUACUAGUUUUUGCUAAUUAAGGUUUUUUUUAUACACCUUACAAAAGUUGUAAAACGCUUUUUCUUUUUUCGUAGAAAUAAUAGAGCAGUACAUUAUUUUA